AUGGAGCAGAUGACGUCUGUUGAGGGGGAAACCCCUGUUAUCUCUGAGGUUGGUGUUGUCGAGGGGGAAACCCCUGUUAUUUCUGCUGAUGUUGAUGUAGGAGUCAAAAAGGGGGCAACCCCAGUGGAUAAUGUUGAGGGGGAAACCCCUGUUGGUGAUUUGGAGGGGGCGACCCCUGUUAUUUCGAAGGAAGUUGUUGGGGGGGAAACCCCGGAAAAAUUAGCGGGCGGUGAAGCCCUAAUCUCUGAUACGAUGGUUGCUGAGGGGGAAACCCCUGUCUACAUUGAGGGGGCAACCCCUAUUUUGUCUGAGGAGGGAGAGACCUUCAUUACUACUGAAGCUUCGGAGCCCAAGAAGAGCGGGCUGGAAGUGGUGAUAGAACUGGACGAUCAGCCGGUGGGUGCAGACUUGCCAAUGGAUAAACGGGAGGCCCGACGACGGGCCCGACGGAAUUUGAAAGAUGAGAUCGAGGACCUCACUUUGUCCACAAAAGAGGAAGUACAAGACCUAGGAACAGAGGGUGAGUUAGAGAAAGAUACCCCUAGGUCUGGAGGGGAGGAAGAAGAAGACGAGGAGGAGCGCCGCUUGACAGCAAAAAGAAAAAUGAAGGGCAAAAAGGCAGCUCCUUCCUUGGUCAAGAAGACAAGAAAGCCUUCUGGGGGUAAAUCUAUUGAAGUCUCACUCCCUCCCCCAGUGAAGGUACCAUAUGCUAGAGAGCCAGUUAGCCCUGCUAGGUCCAGUGAAUCUGAAGAGGAGCCAGAAGAGGAACUAAAUUUCGAACCUGCAGAAGUCUGGAUUACCAAGGGAUUGCUUGAUGCAAUGAGGAAGUUUGAAGACCCCAAACGAGCGGCGACCUACAAGGAACGGAGUGGUCCAGGUAAGCUUGCAACGUCUGGAAAACGAUAUGAUCCCGCAGAAUUGAAGGAGAUAGAUUCUGAUGAAGAAUUCCGGCAGUACAUCGAUGCCAUCGGUUUCGAUUGGUUACUAAAGCAUAUCUCUGCGGAGGUCCCAAAGGCACUGGCACGUGAAUUCUUUCUACAUUCCGUUUGA
Molecule: messenger RNA, 1050 nt
Organism: Salvia splendens (bonfire salvia)
Lineage: Eukaryota; Viridiplantae; Streptophyta; Magnoliopsida; Lamiales; Lamiaceae
Exons: 2
Coding region: 1-1050 (349 amino acids)
Source: RefSeq, a predicted model, not a curated record